Molecule: messenger RNA, 1244 nt
Organism: Solenopsis invicta (red fire ant)
Lineage: Eukaryota; Metazoa; Arthropoda; Insecta; Hymenoptera; Formicidae
Product: flocculation protein FLO11
Exons: 3
Coding region: 320-895 (191 amino acids)
Source: RefSeq, a predicted model, not a curated record
GUAAGAAGUUUAAAAGCGGAAUCUAUAACGAUAAAAUAUAUUUGCAUGUCAUGCAUUGUAUUGUCUUCAAAAUGUCCAAUAUACAAGAUAAGAAACGAUAUAAUCCGCGAAAAAAUCUCGCAAAGUGCUACACGACUUCGUCACGUUCGUAUUUUUAAGAACAUAUACCUCUCGUCUAUAUAAAUGAGCAGAAAAUUUGCUUAAGACUAUAACAGUUGCAAAGUGUGUAACAAAAUACAUCUCAUAAUAUAAAAGUAAUAACUUUAUAUACCAUAUGAGUUAUAUACCAUAUGAGUGAUAUAGAAAACAUAACAAAAAAAUGUGUCGAAGUAUUUGGGUUGGACUAUUAAUUUCAUGUGGAAUAAUCUUUGCAGAGAACGUAGUGCCGCAUGAUGGAAUGCAACAUCACACUUCACACGUGACUGAUCAAACUUCCCGAACCGGAAGAUUUGGCCUUUCCCAUAUUGAUGAGUUACGUAAAAAUAUUUGUCAGACGCUUUGCGCAUCUGCAGUCAUACCAUAUCCCAUGAGUCUUAUAUGUGUUGUGAAAUGUCCUGAAUUGUAUUUGCCACAUAGUACGACAACGGAAUGUCCAAAAUCGACAACUUCAGCUACAAGUAUUCAGCCUACUAUGCCUCAGCCCCCUCCUGGGUCUCAGCCGGCACCUGGUCCUGCAACUCCUGGCUCUGCACCUUCUGGUCCUGCAACUCCUGGCCCUGCACCUUCUGGCCCUGCAACUUCUGGCCCUGCAUCUUCUGGUCCUGCAACUCCUGGCCCUGCACCUUCUGGCCCUGCAUCUUCUACCCCUGCAUCUUCUAGCCCUGCAUCUUCUACCCUUGCAUCUUCUACCCUUGCAUCUUCUAGCACUGCAUCUUCUACUGCUCCUUUAGGUUAACCUGCAUUUCCUGCUUCUUAAGAAUAGACCAAGAUCGAAGGUAUCAAUCCGAAUACAAAGUACAGAAACCAUAUAAAGCGAACUAUGUUGCAUCAGAGUAAAAAGACAAAUAUAAUUUAAAAAAUUGAUAAGAUGAAUACAAUAUAUUAAUAGUAUUAAUGUAAAGUAUUAAUGUAAAAUUACUAACAAUAAAAGUGCAAAUGUAUGCAAUAAAGUGCAGUUGAAAAAAAUUAUUUUAUUCUUUUCGUAAAAGAUAUAUGUUAAGAUUAUUUUAUGCAAUCUGUGUAUAUUCAAUUUGUUAUAUUAUGCCGAAAACGUCUAACUUAAACAUAAUAAAAUAUAACAAAAA